Molecule: messenger RNA, 880 nt
Organism: Aphis gossypii (cotton aphid)
Lineage: Eukaryota; Metazoa; Arthropoda; Insecta; Hemiptera; Aphididae
Gene: Vps2
Product: charged multivesicular body protein 2a
Exons: 4
Coding region: 1-705 (234 amino acids)
Biological process (GO): late endosome to vacuole transport; endosome transport via multivesicular body sorting pathway; protein transport
Cellular component (GO): ESCRT III complex; multivesicular body
Source: RefSeq, a predicted model, not a curated record
AUGCCGUUGGAAUGGUUGUUUGGGCGUCGUAUGUCGCCCGAUGAAAUGUUGAGAAAGAAUCAGCGUGCUCUCAAUAAAGCAAUGCGUGAUUUAGACCGUGAAAAUAUGAGAAUGGAACAGCAAGAAAAGAAAAUCAUCAUGGACAUCAAAAAAAUGGCUAAAGAUGGACAGAUGGAAUCGGUGAAAAUCAUGGCUAGAGACUUAGUAAGAACAAGACGUUACCAGAAGAAAUUUAUGGUGAUGAAGGCUAAUAUACAAGCAGUAUCUUUAAAAAUACAAACGCUUAAAUCACAAAACGCUAUGGGUCAAGCAAUGAAAGGCGUAACUAAAGCAAUGCAAAAUAUGAACAGACAGUUGAAUUUACCACAAAUUCAAAGGAUACUGCAAGAGUUUGAAAAACAAUCUGAAGUGAUGGAUAUGAAAGAAGAAGUUAUGAAUGAUGCUAUGGAUGAUGCUAUGGAAGAUGAAGGAGAUGAAGAAGAAACAGAUCAAAUUGUAACACAAGUAUUAGAUGAAUUAGGUCUUCAGCUUACAGAUCAAUUGUCUGGAUUGCCUUCAGCUUCUGGCUCAAUAAGUAUAGCAGCCACUGGAAAAGUACCUAUUGUCGCUCAAGAUGGUGGAAGUGGUGGUGGUGCUGCUGCUGCACAACCAAAUGAUGCUGAUGCAGAUUUGCAAGCUAGAUUAGAUAAUUUAAGGCGCAAGUGAACAAUAUAAUUUGCAAACCCUAAUGCACACAUAAUAUUAUAUACAAACCUACUUGAUUGUAAAAAUUGUUAAAUAAUAAUCUUUAUUUUAUAUGCAUGAUUUUAAUAUAAAAUAUAUAUAUAAAUAUAUUUUUUUCAUUAAUAAUAAUUAAUAAAUAUUAUGGAAAAUUUAAAAA